Messenger RNA from Pelagomonas calceolata, 1308 nucleotides. The record is from the annotation of a GenBank genome assembly. Lineage: Eukaryota; Pelagophyceae; Pelagomonadales; Pelagomonadaceae.
CUCGAAACGUGCUGGCCAACACUCCCGGCAACAAACCUGUUUUGCAUGCUGCAUGGGCAGGCGUUAGUGCUACACCCGUCGACGCUCGCUGCAAUACAGCUCGUUUCUCUAGGCCGCGAGAACCUCACAAGGUACUGUCCACAAAAAUUCUGCGUGGCAGAAACGCGUAAGGCUCGAACAGCUACAGAGAGCCACCUGCUCUCUGUGAGAUACGCUGCUAAAACGACGCCGACGCGUCGUCCCAGCACCUGAUUGGGACCUCAUUACUCCCGGUAGCAUCGCUGCGAGAGCGAUUCAAGAGCCAUUCCAGCAAUGGCAUUCGCGGCGCGUCGUGUCGUCUCGCAGGCUGCCAGGCGCCGCCUCAGCAGCGAUGGCAAACCCGUGUUACGCUCGACGCUCUGCUGGGGCGACACUUCAGCAGCGUGGGACUGGGCCGCGCGCACGCUCACGCUGUCCGACGGUGCUACCACCGUAUUAGCAGAGAACGUCGACGGCUUUGCGGAACUGUGGCGCCGCAACCAAUUGGUCCUGCGAAAGCACGGAGUCGCCUUCGACUGGAGCCAUAAAGCGCUGCACAAUUCCGUGGACACUAUUGAUGUGAGACCGCGCUGCACGCGCGUCGGCACGACGAGCUGGGCCUUUGCCUCCGACUUCUGGGACGCCAACGAGAAAGAAAGGGUCGCGACGACGCGCGGCGUCUUCGUGCACGUCAAGGCUGGGCGGCCGGAGCCGCUGCCCGACAAGGUGGCGGCCGGGUUGCGAGAACUGGUCACGGAGGACGACUGCGACGACCCGUUUCCGGCCGUGUGGAAUCUACACGCCAUCGAGCAGAUGCAGUGACAGGAACGGUCCAAAAUUUGAUUUCCACACAGAUUUCCGGGCAGCGCCGCCAUGGACGCGCUCGCGUGGGCCGAAGGCGCGGACGGCGGCGGCGACUACGUCGUCCGCCAGUCCGACGCGGACUCUUUAGGACACAUCAACAACGCGCGCUGGGCGCACAUAUUAUACGACGCGCGCCUCCACGCCAUCGACGCGGAGCGGCAGGAGGGCAAGUGGAAGUGCCGCCACGUGAACGCCUUUGAUGUGGAGUAUAUACGGGAAGUGAAGCCGGGCUCGAUUUUACGGUGGACCUCGUCGGUGGCGGCCUACGGCGCGCGCGUCGCGCGGCGGUUCGAGUUUUUUUUCGACGAUGGGGGACCUUGCACCGUCGUCCACAUGCUCGAGAGCACGAUCGAGUCCGAGGCGUGGGUGGGGUUUUUGAAUGGCGACGAGCCAUGAUCGUUUCUUGUGUAAGUCUUUCUCGCGUUA